AUGUACGACAUUGACGUGUCGAGGGAGGGCGUUGGUCUCCUGCAUCGGCUGCAUGACUUUCACCUACUGAAAUAUGCUUCUGCUAGUACAAAAGCUCACCUCGUGUGUCGUGCUUCUCAUCAACCCUGGUCACAGCAGGCGGUCGAGAUUAACGAGGACGGGACGAGCGUGUGUGUUCGGGACGCUGACAGACCAAACAAAUCGAUCGAGUGUGCAUUCGACAAAGUUUUUGGCUGUAGCUCAACCCAGGACGACAUCUUCCUCGGGCUCGUCCCUACAUUGGACACCGUCGUACGGGGUUUCAACGCGUGCGUUCUUGCGUACGGCCAGACAGGAUCCGGAAAGACCCACACACUAAUAGGACCUGGCGGCGGGACACGACUCUCGGACGAUCAGACGGAAUGGGGCAUUAUCCCCCGAGCGGUACAAUUCCUGUUCGACCGUCUCAACCGCGAAUCGGAAGAGGAUGAGACCUUCUCUUACUCGGUGACGUGCUCUUUCCUGCAGAUCUACAACGAAAACUUAGUCGACCUCCUCCUUCAUAGCGAAGGGGCAGCGGGAGCCGCGCCCCUCCAAAUCAGAGAAGAGGCCGGAGGAGGGGACCGAGGGGGAAGAGGCGGAGGGGGGGGGCACAGGAAUAGUGUUUCUAGUGGUGGACGACGUCCAUGGAGUAAUGAAAGUAGUCGUGGUGGAGAAGAUGAGACUGGUUAUAUGAAUCGGGAAGACGUGCUUUUUGGCGCCGGCUGCGGUAAAAAAAAUCGCGCAAGUCCUGUUCCGAAGGGAGGAAAAGCGAACGUUUUCGUCAACGGGCUUUCGUCGUUUCGAGUUGGAGGAGCGCAGGACGUGCUACGCUACGUGAACCUUGGCGCUGCCAACAGGCGAGUGCGCGCCACGCAGCACAACGAGGCUAGCAGCAGAAGCCACGCGGUGAUGCAGCUUACAGUGGAAGUGAAGAGUGGGGGGCGGGGCGGCGAAGAGGGCGGUGGUGGUGCCAGCGACCACAUAACGUACCGGCAGGCCAAGCUCAGCUUGGUCGAUCUCGCGGGGUCUGAAAAGAUGGACUCAGCACUGAGCAUCUCGAAGGGACACUUCAAGGAGCUACGUAGCAUCAACCAGAGCCUAUCCACGCUAGGAAACGUCGUGUCCGCACUAUCGGAGAAGGGGAGAACCCACGUGCCGUACAGGGACUCCAAGCUCACGAGGCUCUUGCAGGACUCUCUGGGCGGGAACACGAGGACCACAAUAAUCGCGUGCAUUAACCCUCUCGCGGGGCAGACCCACGAAACGAUAAACACUCUUCAGUUCGCCGAUCGCGCCAAGAAGGUGAUGGUGCGUCUACGGGCGAACGAGGUCGUUGACGACAGGGUGCUGCUGGCCCGAGCCCGAGCCGAGAUCAAGCGCCUGAAGAAGCGUCUCCGCGAAGUCCUCGAAGACGCACUACUUGGUACGGCUGCAGAAGACGACGGUGACAAUGGACACUGCCCCAACGAAUCCAGCCGAAGUUGCCACAACCACGACAGAAACAGAACACCUGUGGAAACGAAACCUUGCCCGGAAACUGUUGACGACGUUAGCCCCGGCGGUGCUGAUGGUGGGUCGGCAAGAGGAGCCAAAGAGGAGGGUGAUAAAGGGGACUCCAUGACGACAUCGACGGUGGCCAAAAACGCAGCAGCGGGGCACAGUUGUUCAUCGACCGUAGCUGGAAGCGAAGAGUCUUCGCGAGUCUCAGAAUCACCACCAUCACCAUCACCAUCACCAUCAUCGGCAGCAGCAGCAGCAGCAGCAGCAGCAGCAGCAGCUACAGCUGUCCAGAAGCGCAAGGCCGCCAAGCUCAUCGCCGAGAACGAAAGCUUGCGGGAAGAUAACGCCCACCUUAGGGAAGAUGUUAAGCGCCUCACCCUCCAAAGCAACAAGCAACGGUUGAAACGGCAGCGUCGGCAUCCGAACAGCAUCACGGGCGGCGGCGCGCGGAGCGUAGGAGGCAGGCCGCCGUCUUCCCCAAUCGACUGGAGCGCGAGGUAUGCCGCCGCAGCUGCCGACGCGCGGCGUCGAAGGCCGGCAUCAUCGUCGUCGUCUCGUCACCCAGAUGACCCCGCCCGGAGAGCGUCGUCGUCGCCAUCGCGCGGUGUGGUAAUGGGCAGAAGGAGGAGCGCAAGUCCAAGUAAGGCGGCGGCAGCGGUGCCUUCUUCGGCGGCACGUCUUCCUAAGUUUUGGAAGAGGCAGUUCGCUGUGGACGGAGGCCGAGGACAAGACUCGGGAGGUGAAGGCGAGCCUGUAGAGGAUGUGCUCACGGCGGAGGAGGUUCGGAUUAUUGUUAGUUACAUCGCGGAGGCUGAAGGGGCGCCGGGCUCGCCGGAGCAAAAGGUGCAGGAGGAGCAGGAUGCAGAGGACGCGAAGCAGCUCGCCAUGUUUCGUCGCGAGAUCCAAGAAGGGGUUGUCAGCGGAAGCUUGGUAAAACGAAGUGGUGGGGGUGGAAGAGGGCGAGGAACAGCAACCGUUCCGGUAAAGAACGGGGCUUUCGAAGGGGCAGAUGGCGACGGUGACAACGACGGCGACAACGUCAACGGAAACCCUGACGAGCAAGCAGAUAUAGAAGUGUUUAUUGAUCAAUCUCAGAGGCUCGAGGACUUGAUGUUCGAGGCCCAGGGCAGAGAGAGGCGCCGGCUUCGUGGUGAGAGACGUCGUCUUGCCUCUGUGAGAGCUCAAAGACAUGCAUUAGAAGCUCAGCUGGCGGAGUUGAUGGCGGGAGCCGGCGGGGGGGUUGUCGAUGUCCGUGUUGACACGUCGGACUCGCGAACCACCACAACACUUACCACCAAUACCACCACCGCAACAUCGUUGGAAGGUACGAUUGAACCGAGCGUCGCGCGGUUUCAUCCUACGUCAUCAACCUGCACCGAUGCAAACGGAGGCCAAGCAGUAGAAGAAAAUGUUAAAGUUCAGCAACUCCAAGACCAGCACAAAGAUCGACGAGGACAACAACAACAACAGCCACCGCCGUGUUACGACGGAGCCCUCGCAGCACCAGACACGUGCAGCUUGAUGGUGACGGUGACACCACCCGUCCUCCGGGCACUUGGAACGAAGGAGAAGGGCAUCGGCAUCAAUGUCGACGACGACAAGGGCCAAGCAAGGACCGGCUGGACCGAACAAUCCAGUAGAACGACAAGGGGAAGUCAUUCGAUGACGAACGUCAACCCCACCCCCACCCCUGCCACCACCGCAACCACGACGGCGAUGAUGAUGGCCGUGCUAGCAUCCCCUGAAACAGCAACAGACGGUUGCGAGAUUAAUGACCCCCACAGACUAGCGAACAGCACCAACAGCAGUGGUAGCAACGACAACUCUGCGGUGGAGGCGCUUGCGGGGGAAAGGGUGCAACGAGCGGUGCCCGCGAUCAAGCCCCCCCUCGAGCGACGGCGGCAGCAGCGGCAGACCGGAACUCAGAAUCAGUCCCCGAUUUCCUCGUCGCCAUCGUCCUUGCACGGUCACCCUUUCCCGUCCCCGAGUGUGCAGCGCCGGCGACCGGCGACCAGCACGGGAGGGCCGCCCACCGGCAGGAACAGAGCAAGGUCGAGCUCGCGGAGAAUCUACCACAAAAAAGUUGGAGGUUCCAGGUCCCCUGUGCGAGGAAAGCCGUCGGCGUUUUUAGAGCCGACGUCUUCUCAGGUGGGACCACACGACGGUGGCGGCGAGGAACCCUGGCCACGGCGGCGCCAGCAAGGGAGGCUGGGAAGUGGCGGUAGUGAUGGCGGCCGUGGUUCCUCAGCAAAGGUUGCAGCGACGCAUCCACGUCUCGCACGAUCGUCGCCAAAGCAGAAACAGAGGUUUGGUCAGGAGUUCCUCGGGGCCGAUACCGACGACCAGAGGAAGAAGGGCCUUUCGUACAGUGUGGCGGAUCUAGGGCUCCGACUGAAGGUGUAUUCCUUUCGCUACGACCACUACUACGAGUGCCAGGUUGUUGGAUACGACUCAAGGCGGAGGAUGCACCGAUGCGCGUACGACGCGACGGGCGAAAAACAGUGGCAUGACCUCGCCAGCAAGCGCUUCGAGGUUGUCGGCCAGAACGGAGUGAUCGUACGCAACACCGAGAGCGCGCCACCAGCACCGGCGAGCUUUGCAACGACUGCUACCAACGCUACACCAUCGCUGCUGCUACCGACGUCCCCAAGCAAUGUUGUGGGUGCCAUGACCAGAGAAUGUGGUGGUGGACAGGGCGCACCCGGACGGAAUAACAUGAAUAAGACGUAG
Messenger RNA from Ectocarpus sp. CCAP 1310/34, 4251 nucleotides. The record is from the annotation of a GenBank genome assembly. NCBI's taxonomy places the organism in Eukaryota, Phaeophyceae, Ectocarpales, Ectocarpaceae.